AUGGAGGCUGCUGGGACCUCAAAGAUCAACCAGACACUGGUAACUGAGUUCUUGCUGCAGGGCUUCUCCCAGCACCCUGAGCUGAGGCUGCCACUGCUAGCCUGCUUCCUGGUGCUCUACGUGGUGGCUCUGACUGGCAACACUCUGAUCAUUGCCCUAGUGGGUUUCAGCCCUGGGCUCCACAGCCCCAUGUACUUCUUCCUGUCCAACCUGGCCACCAUGGACAUCAUCUGCACCUCCACCAUCCUGCCUAAGGUGCUGACGGGCCUGACUAUACAGGAAAACACCAUCUCCUUUGUGGGCUGCAUGGCCCAGCUCUUCUUCCUCAUCUGGUCCUCGUCCUCGGAGCUGCUGCUGCUCUCGGUCAUGGCCUUCGACCGCUAUGUGGCCAUCUGCCGCCCUCUGCACUACAGCGCCAUCAUGAGCUGGCACGUGUGUGCGACACUAGCUGGGGGUGUGUGGGUCACCUGUGCCCUACACUCAUCUAUCCACACCGGUCUGAUGGCACGGCUGACCUUCUGUGGACCCCGAGUCCUCGAGCACUUCUUCUGUGAGAUCCCCCCACUGCUGCUGCUCUCCUGCAGCCCCACGCGAGUGAACAGCAUCAUGACUCUCCUGGCCGACGGGAUCUAUGGCCUCACCAACUUCAUGCUCACUCUGGCCUCCUAUGGCUGCAUCGUGGCCAGCAUCCUGCGCAUCCGCUCUCGGGAGGGCAAGCGCCGUGCCUUCACCACCUGCUCCUCCCACCUCAUCGUGGUCUCUGUGUACUACACAGCUGUGUUCUGUGCCUACAUCAGCCCCGCCUCCAGCUACAGCCCCGAGAGGAGCAAAGUGGCAGGGGUUUUGUAUACAGCACUGAGCCCCACCCUGAACCCACUUAUCUACACAUUACGGAACUCGGAUGUGAAACAUGCCCUGGGCAAGCUCUUCCCCUUCUACAGUAGAUGA
Messenger RNA from Orycteropus afer afer, 948 nucleotides. Its product is annotated as olfactory receptor 13A1-like. Lineage: Eukaryota; Metazoa; Chordata; Mammalia; Tubulidentata; Orycteropodidae. The record is from RefSeq and is a predicted model, not a curated record. The transcript has a single exon. Gene Ontology annotation, cellular component: membrane. Bases 1 to 948 code for a protein of 315 amino acids. Gene Ontology annotation, molecular function: G protein-coupled receptor activity; olfactory receptor activity. Gene Ontology annotation, biological process: G protein-coupled receptor signaling pathway.